AUACGCGCGUUUAAAAUAUUUCACGGAAGCAGAGAGCAGCAUCUCCAGUGUCCAGUGGUGUAUGUGUGAUUCUCCAUAAUGGGGAAUUAUAACUCCAGCAGUAGAGGAGGAACCUCUGAUCCAAAGGUAAAGAGAGCAGAGUCUCCAGCACCCAGCUGUGUGUCUCUGAAGAGUGAUGUGUCCAUGGGUCGUCUUCCUAGCUUCAACAGUGGACCUGUGCCGUCUGACCCAAAGAUGACAGGGGGAAAAGCGAGGCAUGAUCUAAGGGCCUACGUAGAAAGGAAAGAGACAAGAAGAACUCAUCUUGUUCUACAUCCACACAAAGACAAGGAAGAGUCCAUACAGCAGGACUCUCGCACACCAGUGGAUGAUGUCCUACACAGAGACUUACACACACACAAAACCAGCAUGAAGAACAAGUAUGAGAGUUUAUUUGAGGGAACCAAAUCACAAGAGAAUAAAACCCUCCUGAACAGGGUUUACACACAACUCUACAUCUUAGAGAGAGAGAGUGAAGGAGUAAAUGAAGAACAUGAGGUUUUACAGAUGGAGAAAACAUCCAGGAAACAGCUGGUACAAGACACGCCAAUCUACUGCUCAGACAUCUUUAAACCUGUACAAGGUCCUGAAGGAGACAUGAAGGAAGAGAAGAUCAGAGCUGUGAUGGCUGAAGGUGUCAGACACACAGAACCAAAAGAAGAUAAAGGCCCAGAAGUGCCAAAGCUCAGAACUGUUCUGACUAAAGGCAUUGCAGGCAUUGGGAAAACUGUCUCAGUGCAGAAGUUCGUUGUGGACUGGGCAGAGGGAAAAGCCAAUCAGGAUGUAGAUUUCAUGUUUGUGCUUCCAUUCCGGGAGUUGAACCUGGUUAAAGAUAAUCAGUACAGUCUGCAUAGACUCCUGUGUGACUUCCACCCUGAGAUCAAAGACCUGGACCCAAAGAUAUAUGAUAUGUACAAAGUUGUGUUCAUCUUUGAUGGCCUGGAUGAAAGCAGAAUUGAACUGAACGUUUCCCAGUGUAAUAAAGUCUCUGACAUAAGCAUGACAUCAUCAGUAGGUGUGCUGAUGUCAAACCUCAUCAAAGGAGAGCUGCUUCCCUCUGCUCUCAUCUGGAUAACCUCCCGACCAGCAGCAGCCAAUCAACUCCCUUCUCAGUACAUCAACCGUGUGACAGAAAUUCAGGGAUUCACGGACCUACAGAAGGAGGAGUACUUCAGGAAGAGAAUCAGUGACCAAGACCAAGCUGAGAAAAUCAUCUCACACAUAAAGACAGCAAAGAGCCUCCACAUCAUGUGUCACAUACCAGUCUUCUGUUGGAUCUCAGCCACUGUGCUUCAGAAAAUACUAAAACAAACUGAUACAGAAAUCCCUAAAACUCUGACUGAGAUGUACAUACAGUUCCUGCACACUCAGAUCAACAUGAAGAAUGAGAAGUAUGAGGGGGAAAAGGAAAGAGAUCAAAAGAAACAUCUGGAAUCCAACAGGUCCAUGAUUCUGAAACUGGCUGAACUGGCUUUCAAACAGCUGAUGAAGGGAAACGUGAUGUUCUAUGAAGAAGACCUGAGAGAGUGUGGCAUUGGUGUCACUGAGGCCUCCGUGUACUCUGGGAUCUGCACUGAGAUCUUUAGGGAGGAAUCUGUGCUGUACCAGAGGAAGAUCUACUGCUUGGUACAUCUGAGCUUUCAGGAGUUCCUGGCUGCUCUCUAUGUGUUUCACUGUUUUAUCAACAAUAAAAGGAGGGCGCUGCAGGCUUUUAAUUUACAGCCCUGGUUUUGGUCUAAGAAUGUUCCUCUCAGUGACCUGCUGAAGGCAGCAGUGUGUAAAGCCUUAGAGAGUCAGAAUGGACACCUGGACCUUUUCCUCCAUUUCUUGCUGGGCAUCUCACUGGAGUCCAAUCAGAGUCUCCUACAAGGCCUACUGACACACACACACAGCAGCCCAGAGAGCAUCUUGGGCACAGUCCAGCACAUCAAAGGCAAAAUACAAACAGAGGACCUCCCCACUGAGAGAUCCAUCAGCCUGUUCCUCUGUCUGUCUGAAAUGAAGGACCAGUCUCUCCUCAGAGAGAUUCAGGAGUAUCUACAAUCAGAGAAACACUCAGCACAGAAGCUCUCUCCUGGACAGUGUUCAAUACUGGCUUACAUGCUUCUGACCGCAGAGGAGGUGCUGGAGGAGUUGGACUUGGAGAAAUACAACACAUCACAGGAGGGUUACAGGAGGCUGAUCCCAGCUGCUGCAAACUGCAGGAAGGCUCUACUAGGUAACUGUAGUCUGGACACAGAUUUGUGUAAAACUGUAUGUUCCACUUUGGCAUCAUCAAACUCCCCCCUGAGAGAACUGAGUAUCAAUAUCAGCACCCUGGAAGAUGAAGGAGUGAAGCUGCUUUCUGAUGGGCUGAAGAGUUCACACUGUAAACUGGAGACGCUCAGUCUUACAGGCUGUAACCUCACAACAGACAGCAGUAAAAGUCUCUCCUCUGUUCUGACAUCAGCCAAGUCCUGCCUGAGAGAACUGCACCUCAGAAAUUGUGACUUUCAGGAUUCAGGAGUGGAGCAGCUCUCUGCUGCACUGAAGAGUUCACACUGUAAACUGGAGAUUCUCAGACUGCCAUUGUGUAAUCUUGGAGAGCAGACAUGUGAAAUUUUGGGUGCAGCUCUUCAACUCACAAACAACCGCCUGAGAGAAAUCAACCUGUCUAACAAUGAUCUGCAGGAUUCAGGUGUGAAGUGGCUCUCUGCAGGACUGAAGAGUUCACACUGUAAACUGAAGAUUCUCAGACUGUCUGGUUGUAUGGUCACAGAGGAAGGUUGUUCUUCUCUGGCUUCAGCUCUGAGGUCAAACCCCUCCCACCUGAAAGAACUGGAUCUGACCUACAACCACCCAGGAGAGUCAGGAGUGAAGCUGCUCUCUGCUAGACUGGAGGAUCCCCACUGCAGACUGGAGACACUCAGGUAUGUAGAAAUCCCCUGUCCUUGAUCUGAUCUGACACUCAAUUGUGUGUUUUCAAAUAAAACCUGCUCUCAUACACAGUGAAGCAGGAACAUUAGUGUUAUUGUGGUUAGUGUGUGUGCAUGUGUUUCUGACCUACAGAAGGCCAUAAUCAUCUGUUUCUUAUGUAUGUGUGACAGGACUCACGUAUCAUUACAUAGACAAUACAUGUAAGACAUGUAGACUGAACUUUCAAUCUAUGAUUUAAAUAUUUUACACACACACAGUGAGAGAUAUAGAGCGCUAAUAGCUUAGAGUAUUAAAACGUUUCCUUGUUUGUUUUUGACAUGCACACAGAGACUAUUUUAAAGGAUUUAAGUUUUUAACGUAAUAUUAAUUGAAUUCAGAGAACACAUUUUACCAGAAAGUUAAAUUCCGAGCAAUCUUUUGUGUGUGUGCGCCUGUGUGUGUGCGUAUGUGUUUGUGUGCGCCUUAAAGUUGGGGUGGAUAAAAAAAAAAAGUAAAUUUGUUUUUGAAUUUGGUUGAAUGUUUCACAUCCAGUGAGAGUGCAGCUCUGUCUCUACUGUGUCUGUUACACUGAUGUCGUAUAUCUGCUGGUCUGGAUGUCCAGAGUUCACUGAGUCUAAACUUUGUCGCUGUGGUUUUGUGUUUAACAUCAGUCUCUGUGUGCAGGUCGUCUGCUACAGUGUACUGAAGUUUUAGGAUCAGAUAACACUGACAAACGUUUUGUGCUUGUGUGUGUUCCAGUGGGUGAUGUAGGUUUGUUUCUGUAGUGUUAUAAUUUGGUUUGGU
Molecule: messenger RNA, 3738 nt
Organism: Electrophorus electricus (electric eel)
Lineage: Eukaryota; Metazoa; Chordata; Actinopteri; Gymnotiformes; Gymnotidae
Source: RefSeq, a predicted model, not a curated record